Messenger RNA from Marasmius oreades (fairy-ring Marasmius), 1311 nucleotides. RefSeq lists its product as uncharacterized. The record is from RefSeq and is a predicted model, not a curated record. Lineage: Eukaryota; Fungi; Basidiomycota; Agaricomycetes; Agaricales; Marasmiaceae. The transcript is spliced from 8 exons. Bases 468 to 1250 code for a protein of 260 amino acids.
CACACGUUCUCGACGUCUGGGCGUACAUAUUUGACAGAAUAUUCCACCGAGUCCCAGGAUCGCAACUUUAGCAGACCCUGCAUCCAUCGAUUCUGUCUCACAGCUGGCGUGAAUAGCUCAGGGACUGGCACACAUUCACGGGAAGCCAUGGAACGCCAGACGGAGUUAAUUAUUUAAUUUUGACUUCACUCUUUUCCUCCUUCCAUCGUUUCAUGGAUCCAUCCUAAUACCCUUCUGUUUACACCGAGUGUUGGCGGUCUCCAUUCAAAGGAAGAGUUGGAUAUGCCCGAACGGUAUAUCUCAGUUUCUCUAGCCGGCUCUUGGAUGAGUGUUUUUCUCUACUCGAUGGAAAUCACUCUUGGUGCCUACCUCUUCUUCUACCAUAAACAAAACGGAUUCCAAAAGUUUAUUGUGGGGAGCUCGCUUCUCCUCGAUACUUUGUGCACCGCAGUUGUGUGCUACAACACAUGGCUUCACAUCGACCCUUUGACGGUUCAGACCUGGUGUCUAGGCGUCAUCAUCAUGCUCACCUACCUGGUUUCCGUUUUCGAACAAGUUUUCCUCCUUCAUCGAUACUGGAUUAUGUGCGGCCGCCUUGUUUCUCUCUCUUCGAUACUGAUUUUCUGUGUAGUGCUCGGAACAAAAUUGUUUUAUUACUUGUGCUCCUCGGAGUCAUUAUCCAUGUAGUCUUUGGUUUCAUCUCCGGCAUUUAUGUUUUGGUCAUUCGUCAACCUGUGUACCAUUUCGGAGUUUCUUCCGCUACGAUCGCAGCUGUUACUUGUGCUGCCACGGAUUUGUUUAUUGCAAUAAAUAUGUUUCACACGGCCCGUCGCAUCAAUACUAUAGACACCUCCGUGCAAAAUUUGUUGUACCGUCUGUCAAUUAUCGGGAUGACCAACGGAAUCGUUACCGCGACUACAACAACUCUCAUGAUCAUCUUACUCUUCACGUCUAUAGAAGCAUUCACUCUCGUGUUUGACCUUGUCGGUCGAGUAUACACUCUCACCAUAGUUGUCAACUGCGUCGCGCUCAAACGUCAGAAACCCCCACGGGACGAAUCUGUGACUCAGACCACCAGAAAUUCGAGAAGAUCAGGCUCGGUCGUUUUAACAACCCUCGAACUCAACACUUUUACGAUUCCUGAGGAUAUUGAAACCGAAAGCAGCGAACCGCCCUCUCACGCCAAAUCGGUGCCGGUGGCAAGAAUGAGAGAUACAGAAACCCCGGACAGUGUUAUCGGUGUAUAUUAGAACCUCGAAAAACCGAUGUAUAUAAUUAUCGUACCGUGCUUAUUUACCUAUUUUUAUUUGA